CCCGGAUGCCGGGGUCCAGGGCGCUGGGUGCCGCGGCGAUCGCCGUGGUGGGCGCGCUGCUCCUCCUGCGGCCGGAGGACGCGGGGCCCGGUGCUGGGCUCAGCAUGGCCGAGACCCAGGCGCUGCCGAAGCUUCGGGAAGACUUCAGGAUGCAGAACAAAUCUGUCUUUAUACUCGGAGCCAGCGGGGAAACCGGCAAAGUGCUCUUAAAAGAACUCCUGGAACAGAACCUGUUUUCCAGAGUCACGCUCAUUGGCCGGAGGAAGCUCACCUUCGAGGAGGAGGCUUAUAAAAACGUGAAUCAAGAAGUGGUGGAUUUUGAGAAGCUGGACGACUACGCUUCUGCGUUUCAAGGUCACGAUGUUGGAUUUUGUUGCCUGGGCACCACCAGAGCAAAAGCUGGAGCGGAGGGAUUUGUCCGUGUUGACCGAGAUUAUGUGCUGAAGUCGGCGGAGCUGGCCAAAACUGGAGGGUGCAAACACUUCAACUUGCUGUCCUCGCGAGGAGCCGAUAGAGCGAGCAAAUUUUUGUAUUUACAAGUUAAGGGAGAAACAGAAGCCAGGGUUGAAGAAUUAAAAUUUGAUCGUUACUCAGUAUUUAGACCUGGAGUUUUAUUAUGUGACAGGCAAGAAUCUCGGCCAGGUGAAUGGCUGGCUAGGAAAUUCUUCAGCUCCUUACCCAACUCCUGGGCCAGUGGCCUCUCUGUGCCUGUGGUGACUGUUGUGAGAGCCAUGCUGAACAACAUGGUGAGACCUGGCAGCACAGAGAUGGAAGUGCUGGAAAACAAGGCCAUCCAGGCCCUAGGGAAAGCGGACAUCUCACUCAAGUAAUGACCUGCCAACCUCAACACUAAAUCUCAAAUUUCAGGAUCUGAGGAAAUGUGUGUGUGUUUUACUGUUGUUCGCUGUUCUCAUCCCGUGAUCUAAAAAACAGCUGUACCCUGUAGCGUGGGUUUAGAGGGAGCUUUGGGAAAAUGGAGAUUUAUUGGCUUUAUCACAAACUGGUUCAGAAUUUUGGGGCUGCCAGCUUGGAAAUGUCAUUUGCGGAAUCACUGUGGCAGUGUAAACAUUAGGUACCACGUGGAUGAGUGCGGUUCUGAAGUUGCCAACAUCACAGCCCUUGAGUUACACAAGUGCUCAUUAAUGGCAGUACCUGGGUAAGUGGACGCAGGGCUUUCCUGCUUCUUUAGCAGGUACUAUAAAAAUAUAAGGCCAAGCUUGCAUAAUUCAUGGGGUACAAUCAAUAGAGGAAUAAAAAAAAUGGACAA
Octodon degus (degu) is the source of this 1267-nucleotide messenger RNA. RefSeq names its product HIV-1 Tat interactive protein 2 (gene Htatip2). The transcript is spliced from 6 exons. The coding region runs from base 6 to 830 and encodes 274 amino acids. NCBI's taxonomy places the organism in Eukaryota, Metazoa, Chordata, Mammalia, Rodentia, Octodontidae. Gene Ontology annotation, biological process: import into nucleus. Gene Ontology annotation, molecular function: NAD binding; oxidoreductase activity, acting on the aldehyde or oxo group of donors, NAD or NADP as acceptor. Gene Ontology annotation, cellular component: cytoplasm. The record is from RefSeq and is a predicted model, not a curated record.